AUGCUUAAUGCUCUCCUCGACAUAGGCUAUGACCUCCUUGACAGGGGUUGGAUCCCGGACUUCAUCUUACGACGUGUCAUUCGCGCUCUUUGUCGCCAAAGGCUGCGUGAAAUAGACCUGGGAUCGUUUGAAGCCAAUCAUGCCGCCAAAAUGAAGUGGAUAGAAGAUGUUCGGGCAAGGACGACAAUUGCAGACGUUCCAGAGAAAGCGAAUGAGCAACAUUAUGAGGUCUCCACCAAGUUCAUUUUGUCAACGCUAGGUCCAUGCGGAAAAUAUUCCUCGUGUUUAUAUCCAACUGGAAGGGAGACUCUUGAAGAAGCCGAAAUUCUCAUGUUCGAAAGCUAUUGUGAGAAGGCCAAGCUGCAUGAUGGGCUGGAUAUUUUGGAUCUGGGAUGCGGUUGGGGUAGCUUGAGUCUUUUCUUAGCAAAAAAAUAUCCCAACGCAAAGAUCACGGGUCUUUCUAAUUCUGUUACUCAGAAGGCACACAUAGAUGCAACGGCUAAGGAGCGUGGUUUCUCCAACGUUGAAAUCAUUACAGCGGACGUCAACACAUUCGAUUUCUCUGGGUCAAAGCAUUUUGACAGAAUUCUCUCUAUCGAGAUGUUUGAGCACAUGAAGAAUUACGAAGUGUUGCUCAAGAAAGUGUCUGGCUGGUUGCACCCUUCUAACAACGACUAUCCGGACGAGGCGUUGUUAUUCGUCCAUAUUUUCUGCCAUCGCAUCACCCCGUACCACUUCGAAGAAGGUGAUGGGUGGAUGGCGCGAAAUUUCUUCUCUGGUGGAACAAUGCCAUCUCAUGACCUUUUGUUAUUCUUCCAGUCCAAUCUCACCUUGAUUCGAAGCUGGUACCUAUCGGGAACGAACUACUCUAGAACGCUAGAAGAUUGGCUAAAGCUGCAAGACAGGAAUGCAGCAGCUUGUCUAAAGGAACUGCGAGAAGACGCUAUAUCCAAAGGAAAAGAUCCAAUUGAAGGAGUCAAGGCCUUCUACAGGUUUCGCGUGUUCUAUAUGGCAUGCUCUGAGCUGUUCAACAUGGACAAUGGACAGCAAUGGGGUGUUGGGCACUACCUCUUCAAGGCCAAGUACAACUAG
Molecule: messenger RNA, 1092 nt
Organism: Desarmillaria tabescens
Lineage: Eukaryota; Fungi; Basidiomycota; Agaricomycetes; Agaricales; Physalacriaceae
Product: S-adenosyl-L-methionine-dependent methyltransferase
Exons: 13
Coding region: 1-1092 (363 amino acids)
Source: RefSeq, a predicted model, not a curated record